UUAUUCUUUAUUUCUAUUUUUAUGCGCUUCCACCAACACUACUGCACAUAUACUUUGAGGCUCAUCUAAAGGGGAGCUGACAUCAGGAGGAAGCAGCAUUUUAUUCACAUUGAUUUCUACUACAUCGAAGGUUCACACAUACGGAUUUUUCAUCAAGAAGCGCUGGGUUUAGGAGUGUUCAUUCACUCCACAAAUACUAGACUAGUGAUUCUUAUAGAAAUGUGUAAGUGCUUAAUUCCACUUCCAGGCCCCUCCCUCCCACAAGGAGCCAAUGGGAAUGUGGGAGGAAGCGAGUGACCCAGUGAUGGGGAAGAAGGAUAAAAAUGAGGAGCGGAAGGAGAGAAUCCUGAAUCUCACACUGGAGAUUAUCUAUCUGCUGACUGGAGAGGGCUACGUCAUCCCUAAGAAGAAGAGCCCAACUGUGGGUUUGGGGGCCCUGCAUGCCCCUGGCUCCGUCAUACAGAAGGAAAAUGACAAGAAGAUCCUGGAACUCAUCUCCAACAUCAUCCAGCUGCUGACUGGAGAGGUUGCCAUAAGGUGUGAGGAUGUUUCCAUCUAUUUUUCCUUGGAGGAGUGGGAGUAUAUAAAAGGAAACAAGGCCCUUUACAGGGAAGGGAUAAAGGAGGAGGAGGAGGAGCCCCAGCAGCUCCGCCCACUGGCAGCCUGUGAGUAUAAAGAUGGGAGCGAUGUUACAGCACAUACGGAAGCAACUUUAUGUUGUAAUAAUGAUGGGAAUCUCACACACCCUGAUGUUUCUCCAGCGGAACAGCCCCCACCGGCCAAUGGGAUUAAAGAGGAGGCGGCUUCAUGGGAAGGGGGAAACCAAUCAGAUUGCAGCAUUAAUCCCCUUACAGAACAGAUACAGGGAACAGACUCACCUACUCCUAUCCUGGGGUGCAGCCUGAAUAUCUUAGAAAUGAAGGGUAAUAAUUAUGAUAAAAAUUCCCACCAAUCUCCACAUCAAUCUGAAAUAACAAAAAAUACAUUACAUAGGAAAUACAGCUGCAAUGAGUGUCAGAAACAUUUUAAUUCUAAUAGAGACUUUAAUAAACAUCAGAGAACUCACACAGGGGAGAAACCUUUUUCUUGUUCAGAAUGUGGGAAAUGUUUUCCAAGCAAAUUUCAACUUGCUCGGCAUGAAAGGACCCACACUGGGGAGAAACCAUUUUCUUGUUCUGAAUGUCCAAAAUGUUUUACCAACAAAUAUCAACUUCAUCGGCAUCAAAGGACUCACACAGGGGAGAAACCUUUUUCUUGUUCAGAAUGUGGGAAAUGUUUUCCAAUCAAAUUUCAACUUGAUCGGCAUGAAAGGACCCACUCUGGGGAGAAACCAUUUUCUUGCUCUGAAUGUCCAAAAUGUUUUACCAACAAAUGUCAACUUGAUCGGCAUCAAAGGACUCACACAGGGGUGAAACCAUUUUCUUGUUCUGAAUGUGGGAAAUGUUUUUCAGACCAAUCACUCCUUAAAGUUCAUCAUAGAAUCCAUACAGGAGUGAAACUAUUUCCUUGUUCAGAAUGUGGGAAAUGUUUUUCCUAUCGAUCUAACCUUAAUCGGCAUCAAAGAACUCACACAGGGGAGAAACCAUUUUCUUGUUCUGAAUGUGGGAAAUGUUUUUCAGACCAAUCCUACCUGAAAAUUCAUUAUAAAACCCACACAAGGGAGAAACCAUUUUCUUGUUCUGAAUGUGGGAAAUGUUUUUCAGACCAAUCCGACUUGAAAAUUCAUUAUAAAACCCACACAGGGGAGAAAGUAUUUCCUUGUUCAGAAUGUGGGAAAUGUUUUUCCCGUCAAUCUACUCUUAAUCGGCAUCAAAGGAAUCACACAGGGGAGAAACCAUUUUCAUGUUCUGAAUGUGGGAGAUGUUUUUCACAACAAUCGGACCUAAAAGUUCAUUAUAGAACCCACACAGGGGAGAAACCAUUUUCAUGUUCUUAAUGUGGAAAAUGUUUUUCACAGCAAUUCGACCAUAAAGUUCAUUCUAGAAACCA
Messenger RNA from Xenopus tropicalis (tropical clawed frog), 1989 nucleotides. Its product is annotated as oocyte zinc finger protein XlCOF7.1-like. Gene Ontology annotation, cellular component: nucleus. Bases 272 to 1936 code for a protein of 554 amino acids. The record is from RefSeq and is a predicted model, not a curated record. Lineage: Eukaryota; Metazoa; Chordata; Amphibia; Anura; Pipidae. The transcript has 4 exons.